AUGUCCGCCACCAUGUCCCGCUCUGCGCCACCGCCCUCCCACCAGGAGGUGACGCGCAAACUCUCCAUGCACUCCAAGCCACCCCCAAAGGUCCGUGUCCUUGGCCGCGCCUUAUCGCGCCGGCAUCUGUGCACUCGCGGUGCCUAUGUCAUUGUAUGCUACUCUGACUCUGAGUCUGUCAUCGUCGCCCCAGAGGCGUCCAACGCCGCCCCGACCGUGGCCAUCGCCGGAUCCGCACUCGUGACGAGCCCCUCCUCACAGCCACCCGCGCUCUCCGCCAUCGCAGAGCGCCGCGACGGGAGCGGCGAGGAAUCAGAGGAGGACGAGGAUGAGGGCGUGGGCGGCUGGCGGACCGUAGACGUAAAGAGGCCCCAGCGUGGGUCGUAUGACGAGACGAUGCUCAUGUCAGGCUACCUCUGGAAGAAGGGCGAAAGGAGAAAGACGUGGAAGCGGCGCUGGUUCGUGCUGCGCCCCGCGCACCUCGCGUUCUACAAGACCGACGCGGAGUACAAGCUCCUCCGCCUGCUCGACCUCAACGACGUGCACACCUGCACGCCCGUCGCGCUCAAGAAACACUCCAACACGUUCGGGCUCGUCUCACCCACGCGCACGUUCUACCUCUCCGCGGAGACCUCCCAGGAGCUCACGGACUGGGUCAAGGCGAUCAGCAAGGCGAGGCAGGCCCUUCUCGCUACGAACACCCAGGCCUCCGCUACUGCCCCGGUCCCCAUACCGAGCUCUACCUCCCACCACCAUGUUAAUAAACCUCUGCACUCCGCGCCGCCGAUCGUUGCGUCAUCGCUCUCGCAGUCCCCUCACGGGCACCACCUUACCUCUUCAGACUCGGACGACGCGUCCCCGGCGCCCGUGAGACACCUCCAGGACCACUCCCCGGGCAAGGCGGGGGCGGUCAAGGAUUCCCCAAUAGUCGUUCUGUCCGGGUAUUUACUAAAGUGCGGCUCGCGGCGUCACAAUUGGCACAAACGAUGGUUCGUCCUCAGUAGUGAGAAGCUCGUGUAUUCUCGGAGUCAUAUGGACACGAAGCCACAUCGACAAGUACCGCUGGCCCAGAUCCUCGACGCACUCGAGUACGACCUUCCCUCGCACCGCCACGCACCAAGCAGCACGGUCGCCGGGAGCGCGUCCCCUCCACAACAGUUCGCUGGCAUCGGCGACGGCGACGACACGCACGGCCAGAAUACCUUCAAGAUCGUGACGACGAAGCGGACGCUGCUGGUCUGUGCGCCUAGCGAGGAGGAGGAGAUCAAGUGGCUGAGUGCGGUGCGUGCGCUUAUCGCGCGGCGAUCGGAGGCUGGCGUCGUGCCCGGGGAUGCAACACCAGUGAAGCUCGCCCCCGGGGCGCCCGCUGCUGGUGCUGGCGCGGGCGCGAGCAUGGGUACGGGCGCGGGGAAACGCAGAGACUCGUUCGCCCGGCGGCUCAGCCUGAGUGGGCGACCCGCGCUGGGGAGCGUCGUCGUGCCGCAGGAAGCGGCAUCUGAACGGCAAUCUUGA
Rhodofomes roseus is the source of this 1512-nucleotide messenger RNA. Its product is annotated as PH-domain-containing protein. Lineage: Eukaryota; Fungi; Basidiomycota; Agaricomycetes; Polyporales; Fomitopsidaceae. The record is from RefSeq and is a predicted model, not a curated record. The transcript is spliced from 5 exons. Bases 1 to 1512 code for a protein of 503 amino acids.